AGAGGGAAGGAGAGGGACCUCCGUCUGGAAACGCUGCUGCCAGGAUGCCGCCGAGGAAGAACGCUGUUCUGCGAGGACCCUUCUCCGAAGCUGCCUGCGUGCUCCCAGAGGACGUGUUCGAGGAAGAUGACUUGUGAAACCCACCAUCACGUCCGUUUCUACGAGGGAACUGAGUGAGGAACGACGACAUGCCUCACCAUGGACGCUUGUUGUGAAGGGACGGCUCUGUCCUCCGAAACGGAAAGAGGAGUGCUGUAAACACUGAUCCUGAACGGGAACUGGGAUUGCAGGAACUGCCUCAGAAUGUUUGUUAAUCCCAGGAGAGUCAGAAAAUGCCAGUUUUUGCAGAUCUUUGCCACUUGCUUCAUACUGUGUCUGAUGAUUUUUUGGGGGCCAUUUGAUAACAGGUUUGUGAGCCAUAUGAAGUCCUAUUCUUACAGAUACCUCAUAAAUAGCUACAACUUUGUGAACAACAGCCUGUCCAUCAACAGGGAUAACUUGGACAGGGUAGCAAGCUACCAGUACUUGAUCAACCACAAAGAGAAGUGUCGGCAGCAGGACGUCCUUCUCCUGUUGUUUGUGAAGACGUCCCCUGAAAACCGACAUCGGAGGGACGCAAUUCGACAAACGUGGGGUAACGAGAAGUACGUUCGCUCUCAGCUUAAUGCCAGCAUUAAAACACUCUUUGCUUUGGGACGACCAACGGGAGCAGAGUUGCAAAGAAAACUUCAGCUGGAAGACCAGAAAUACAGUGACUUGAUUCAGCAAGACUUCUUAGACACUUUUCACAAUCUUACUCUUAAAUUACUCCUGCAGUUUAGCUGGGUGAAUGCCUACUGUCCUCAUGCCAAGUUCAUCAUGUCUGCAGACGAUGACAUAUUUAUCCAUAUGCCAAAUCUUGUUGCCUAUCUCCAAAGUCUAGCACAGAUGGGUGUUCAAGAUCUCUGGAUUGGCCGUGUCCAUCGUGGAUCCCCUCCCGUAAGAGACAAGAGUAGCAAAUACUAUGUGCCAUAUGAAAUGUAUCAGUGGCCCUCUUAUCCAGACUACACAGCUGGAGCUGCCUAUGUAAUAUCAAGUGAUGUAGCAGCUAAGGUAUACGAGGCUUCACAGACUCUUAAUACAAGCCUCUACAUAGAUGAUGUUUUCAUGGGUCUCUGUGCCAAUAAAAUGGGAAUUGUACCACAAUACCAUGUAUUUUUUUCAGGGGAAGGAAAGGCUCCAUAUCAUCCCUGCAUUUAUAACAAAAUGAUGACAUCUCAUGGACAUGUAGAUGACCUUCACCAGCUCUGGAAGGAGGCUACAGAUCCCAAUGUUAGGAGGAUUUCCUCUGGGUUUUUUGGUAGAAUAUAUUGCAAAAUAGUUAAUAUUGUGCUUCUCUGCAAGUUAUACUAUGUGGACACAUACCCUUGUUCAGCUGCAUUCUCUUAAUACUUGAAUAUCUGCAUUGAAGAUCCACUGAGCCAAAAUGGAGCAACAACUCUUUAGCUGUUUAUUCAAAAUGAGGUAAAACUGAAAUGUGAAUAGGUUUUGGAGGGAAAUGGAGGGGGUGGUCCCAACUUCUGUCUGGAAACUGUAAUUUGAAUAGUUCUCUACUGUACUACAGCUUCACACUGUGGCCUGUUCUUAAUCUUCAAGGGAGACAGGUUUGGAUUAGAUUAUCAUUAAAUGAACUAUAAAUGGAUUUGACUUCCAGACUUUGAAAAUAGAGAAAAUGCUGGUUACUUUGAAUUUGUCAGUCUUUCAAUGUGAACUAAGCCCCAUUUUUUUAAAAGAGUUUAUCAAAAUGGUAGAGCUCUCAAAACAAGGACUAACUUCUGACACAAGGAAUGGGACUUCUACUUCAGUUUAAGCCAAUAUAGAGUGAAUAGAAAUAUUCACCAUUUCUGAAUGCUAAACCUGGAAAACAACCCUUGAUCUGUGUAACCUGCAAGCAGUGCUGUAAGUGAAGACCUGCAACAACUUCAUUUCUGAGCUCCCCAAGCGCUUGCAGUGGGGAAGUUGUGUUUGAGCACCCUUUGAUUUGGUUCUUGAAGUAACAUAUGCACCUCAUAACAUAUGCAAUUAGAUUGGGAGUGAGCUUGAAAGAAUCAAAACCUAGUAUUACCUAUGUAAGUGGUUUUGCUAAUCCUUCUCUGCCUUCUGAAAACUGAAGCAGUACAUUCAAAUACUCCAAUGUUUGAUUAGCAAAUAAGCUAAAUCCUGUAAGAAUACCUUUUAACACUGCUU
This is a messenger RNA of Nothoprocta perdicaria, 2226 nucleotides long. RefSeq names its product UDP-GlcNAc:betaGal beta-1,3-N-acetylglucosaminyltransferase 5 (gene B3GNT5). Lineage: Eukaryota; Metazoa; Chordata; Aves; Tinamiformes; Tinamidae. Bases 304 to 1428 code for a protein of 374 amino acids. Gene Ontology annotation, biological process: brain development. The transcript has a single exon. Gene Ontology annotation, cellular component: membrane. The record is from RefSeq and is a predicted model, not a curated record.